AUGAGGGUUGGCGAAGAAGGGAUUGAAGUAAUAGGUGGAGGAGCUACUCCAGCACUGCAUAAGACUAUAACAUAUACUAAGACUGGAGAAAGUGAUGAGGGAACAGCUGAGAAGUUCUCUUUGGGUAUAAGCCAACCUGACUUUGACAAGCAACUUGAUGUGAGUCGUGAAAUUGUGGCCUAUCUGUUUAAGUCCGUUCUCGACCAACCAAUUAAGUUUACUGAGACUCUUGUGUUGAAGAUGGUAAGGGGUCUUGUUAGUGAGGGCCGUGCUGUUGACCUUCCGAUGACAAGUGAAGCGAUAACUGUGAUGAGUGUCAAUGAAGUUGAAGAUGCGGUGAGACUUAGUGCUGAGAGGAUUGUGGGCAAAAUUGAAUCUUACCAGGAGCGCGGUAGUAAUUGGAGGGUAAUUAUGGUGGAAGGUCAUGAGUUGGAUGUUGUGCACUUCAAUCCUUUGGAAGGCAUUUCUUUCAUUGAGUUGCCAGCCCCUCUGCGAUCUGAUAAGAACGGUCUAAUCAACAUUGAGAACAGGGACGAUAACGAGUGCUUUAGAUGGUGCCAAAAAAUCAGAAGGCGAAUAAGAUUACCAGACCUGAUAGAAAAUUUGCUGAGACACUUGAUUAUAAAGGUGCGAGUUUCCCUGUAAAGAUUGACGAUAUACCUAAAAUCGAGAAGGCAAAUAAGAUUAGAAUCACAGUGAUCAUGCUGAGGGGAGAAAAGAUGUUCUUUCCAAGGUAUACUUCAAAGGCUGACUAUGAGGAUCAUAUGUAGUUGCUGCUGACAGAGGACGAUGAUGGAAAUACUCACUAUGUCUUGAUAAGGGAUAUUAUAGUGUGUUACUUAGUAGUUUACAUAAGACGGAGCACAAGAAAUAUUACUGUCUUGGUUGUCUUAAUGGGUUCAAUUCACAGGAACGUUUAGAUGAACACAGUGGGACCUGUAGGGAGGUAAAUGGAACGCAGAAAACUAUGAUGCCAAAGAUAGGUAGUAAAGUGGUGUUCAAGGAUCAAAGGAGACCGUUGCCUGCUCAGUUUGUGAUAUACGCUGACUUUGAAUCGUUGUUGAUCCCUGUAGAUGAGAAGAAGGGAUGUUUACGUAAAAUACAGAGCCAUGAGACUUGUGGUUAUGGGUUCAAAAGAGUAUGUUACUACGAUAGUAAGUAUGACGGCGAAUAUAAGGGUUAUAGUGGAGUUGGCGCUGUAAGGAAAUUCUUGGCUGACUUAUUAGCUGAAGUUGAAAAGUGUAAUCAGAUUAUAAAGGAUGAUUUCAAUAAGAAGGUUGACAUGACUGUGAAAGAUUUUGAUGACUAUGAGAGGGCAGUUGAGUGUCACACCUGUAAUGGAAAGUUCACUAAGGAUAAUAAGAAGGUCCUUGUCAUUGUCAUAUAACGGGUAAGUUUAGGGGUGCCGCUCAUAAUUCCUGUAACUUGAACUUUAAGUUGCUGACUGGUAAGAUUCCCGUUGUGUUCACAAUUUGAGAGGAUAUGAUAGUCACUUCAUUAUGCAAGGUGUGGCUGAACUUGGUGAGAGAAUUGAGGUGAUCGCUAAUAAUAUGCAAAAGUACAUGUCCUUCAGAGUGGGGAAGCAACUGGUUUUCAUUGACUCGAUGCAGAUUAUUCGCAGUAAUUUGGAACGUCUUGUUGGUAAUCUUAAUAAAGGCCGUUUUCUGAGAAUGCAAGGUGGAUGGCAAGGAGAGGAGCUUGAGAUGCUACUUAAGAAGGGAGUCUAUCCUUACGAGUAUAUGGACAGUUGGGAGAGAUUCGAUGAGAAGCGUUUGCCUGGGCGAUCUGCGUCCUACAGUUCGUUGUACGAGGAAGGGGUCAACGAACAGAACUAUUUAAGGGCAAAGAGGGUGUAUAGGCGGUUUAACUGUGAGAAUUUGGGAGACUAUCAUGACCUGUAUCUGAAAACUGAUGUUACUGUUAGCAGACGUUUUUGAGGACUUUAGAAGAGUAUGUCUAGAGAACUAUAAGUUGGAUCCUGCUCAUUACAUAUCCGCACCCGGUCUUAGUUUGGAUGCUAUGUUGAAAAGGACUGGUGUGAAAUUGGACUUGCUCUCUAAUGUUAACAUGUAUCAGUUCAUUGAGAAGGGAAUGAGGGGUGGGACAAGUUAUAUUGGUCAUAGAUAUGCUAGGGCUAAUAAUAAGUAUAUGAGUGACCAUGAUUCGGGGAAGCCUAGUAGUUAUAUCAUGUAUUACGAUGCAAAUAACCUCUAUGGAUGUGCGAUGAGUGAGGAGUUACCGUAUGGUAAAUUCAAGUGGGUCAGUGUUGGUAAAUUAAAUCUUGACAAGUAUGGUAAAGACAAAGAGAAAGGUCUGAUAUUGGAAGUCGAUCUUAAAUAUCCGAGUGAACUUGAUAAGGGCCAUAGUGAUUACCAUCUAGCUCCCGAGAAAAUGGAAAUUACUGAGGACAUGUUAAGUGGAUAUGCAAGGGGUAUUAGAAAGGCGCGCGGUAGUAAGUCAGCUGGCGUGAAAAAGUUGGUGACUACAUUGAAUAGGAAAAAGUCCUAUGUCUGUCAUGUAGAUAAUCUGAAACUGUAUAUGAAGUUGGGAAUGAAGCUGGUUAAAAUUAGUAGAGCACUUGAGUUUUCCCAUUCGAAGUGGCUCAAGGAGUACAUUCAAUUUAACACUGAUAUGAGAACUGUGGCUAAGAACGAUUUUGAGAAGAACUUCCUCAAGCUGAUGAAUAACUCUGUAUUUCGAAAGACUAUGGAGAAUCUUAGGAAACGGGUUGAUGUAAAGUUAAUGGUAGAUAUAGAUGGUGAUAAGUUGAAGAAGAUGUUGCAUCACCAAGUUUCGUUAGGGCUAAAGUACUGA
This is a messenger RNA of Paramuricea clavata, 2814 nucleotides long. The record is from the annotation of a GenBank genome assembly. NCBI's taxonomy places the organism in Eukaryota, Metazoa, Cnidaria, Anthozoa, Malacalcyonacea, Plexauridae.